AUGGCCCUGGGACUCGUCUCGGCAGUGUCAUUAGCGGUAUAUCUUGUCUAUCGGAUGUUCUUUUCGCUUGAAAGUCGUAUCCCCGGAGACCUGUCGGCGAGGUUCACAAUACUCAUGUAUAGGUCGCGAGCAGCACGCGGAUACCAAGCGGACAUGGCUGAAGAAUACUAUGACAAGUAUGGCGAUAUCUACGCAGUUGGCCCCGGCGUCAUUGUGUUAUCAAACCCUGCCGAUUGCCGGCGGGUGCUUGGCUCGCACGCGUUCCGCAAAAACAAAAAGGUCUACAGCUUCUUUGCACAGGUUGGUGAAACCAUGUUCUCCACCUCUGAGCCUGAGGUCAGCAACAUGCGGCGCAGGCAGUUUGGACCCAUGUUCACGCAUGGAUAUCUUGCGCAGAUGGAGUCAACGGUGCUGGAGUGCGGAAUUGGCGAGAUCAAGAAGAAAUGGAACAGGCAGGUGGACCAGGGCGACGGCAAAGCAGUCAUCAACUUUAGUCAGGACUUUUCCCUAGCAACUUUCGACGUCAUCAGCGCUCUUGGGUUUGGCCAGCAGUUCCACGCGCUGGCGAACAACGACUCGAAGAUAAUCCAGUGGGUCGACAACACUAUCAAGCUUGCUAUCCGCACGCAACUAUUGCCAUUUGCCCGGCGGUACCCAAUGAAUCUGCUGACCGCGGCAUUGACUAAGAGCCACCAAGCAUUCAUCGACUUCAACAACCAAAUCAUCGACGGACGCCGCCAGAUGGUACAGGCUGGAAAGGGACACCCAAAGGAUAUUCUGCAGGCGCUUAUUGACGCUGAAGACCCAGAUUCGAAGAUGAAGCUAUCGGCCGAUGAGAUCACAGCUGAAAACGUCAGCUUCUUGAUCGCGGGAACGGAUACAACGUCGCUGACCAUGACCUGGUUCGUCCAUUUUAUGAUGCUUUACCCCGAGUGCUACCAGCGCGCCACGGCGGAGGUGCGUGCAGCCUUUUCGCCCGACCACUUGGUUACCUAUGCCGAGAGCCGCGCCAGUUUGCCUUACCUGGAGGCUUGCAUCUACGAAGUGCUGCGCAUCAGGGCUGUGUCCGGGACUACUUUGCCUCGCAUUGUGCCUGCAGGAGGGGCUCGGUUCCAGGGCCAUUUCUUGCCAGCAGGCACAGUGGUUUGUGCCAGCGUGGCUGGGCUGAACCACCACACCAGCGUCUGGGCCAACCCAAAGCGCUUCACGCCAGAGCGGUUCAUUGAUAGCCCAGAUCUGAAGCAGAAUGUCAUGACAUUCAGUACCGGUGUGCGCAUCUGCCCUGGACGGAACUUGGCCUAUAUGGAAAUGUUCACCAUCCUGGCAAACCUUCUCAAGGACUACGACCUUGAGCUGCCCGAGGGCUCGCUGUUUGGGCCCGACAGACUCGAUGACAACGGAAACCCGAUCCCCAUGCCGCGCAGGCACAGGCUCACGGCCGGGCCAUGGCACCCAGACCGUGAUUGCAAUAUCGUUGUGACUAAGCACAGCAGCUAA
Molecule: messenger RNA, 1497 nt
Organism: Linderina pennispora
Lineage: Eukaryota; Fungi; Kickxellomycota; Kickxellomycetes; Kickxellales; Kickxellaceae
Product: cytochrome P450
Exons: 1
Coding region: 1-1497 (498 amino acids)
Molecular function (GO): heme binding; iron ion binding; monooxygenase activity
Source: RefSeq, a predicted model, not a curated record